Molecule: messenger RNA, 399 nt
Organism: Prunus armeniaca (apricot)
Lineage: Eukaryota; Viridiplantae; Streptophyta; Magnoliopsida; Rosales; Rosaceae
Source: the annotation of a GenBank genome assembly
AUGUACACACGAAGAACAUCUACAUUUUCUCCAUCUACAACACCUCAAUGGAAAUAUGAUGUCUUUCUCAGUUUUAGAGGUGAUGACACUCGGAAGGGCUUUACAGACCACUUAUAUGAAACAUUGAGAGCUCAAGGAAUCAUAACUUUCAGGGAUGAGCCUAAAAUUUCGAAGGGAAAAGCUAUUUCUCGAGAACUAACUGCUGCGAUUGAAGGAUCAAGGUUUGCGCUUAUUGUCCUCUCACAAAUUAUGCAUCCUCAACAUGGUGCUUGGAUGAACUUCUACACAUUCUUAAAUUCAUGGAAGCGAGAGAAGCAGUUCUACCAAUUUUCUAUUAUGUUGAUCCAUCUCAUGUACGAAAACAAACGGGGUGUUUUGAGAAAGCCUUUACACAACUAG